AUGACUGACAAGGACGCUGCGGUGAUGCACCUGGAAGACCAGCCAGGCCAUGGACUAUCUAGCGACGAUGCUGAGUUUCUGUCUAACUUCACGGAAGAGGCGAAGAGAAAAGUCAUCAAAAAGGUCGAUAUGCGAUUGGUCCCUAUGUUUGUUCUCCUCUACUUGGUUGCAUACAUUGACAAGACAAACAUCGGAAAUGCUAAAAUCGAGGGCCUGCUUCCAAGUCUUCACAUGAGUGGAAUGCAGUACAACAUUGCCCUGUCUAUCUUCUUUAUACCUUAUGUUCUUGCAGAGGUGCCGAGCAAUAUACUGCUGAAUCGUCUCAAGCGACCGUCACAAUAUUUGGGAUUUUUGAUCUUCUGCUGGGGUGUUAUCAUGCUUUGCACGGGCUUCGUUCAAAAUUUCGCCGGCCUGGUGGUCAUUCGUUUCCUGCUUGGUCUUUUCGAAGCUGGCUUUCUACCCGGCGCUGUGCUGGUGAUAUCAAAGUGGUAUCUCCCAAAUGAAACACAAACUCGCAUCGCUAUUCUGUAUACGUCUGCUGCCUCGGGUGGUGCCUUCUCUGGCUUGCUGGCAUACGCUAUUGCCAAAAUGAACGGCGUAGCAGGGUAUGAAGGUUGGCGUUGGAUAUUCAUAAUCGAGGGCCUUGCAACCAUCGCAAUGGCUGUCGCUUGUUACUUACUCCUCCUGGAUUCUCCAUCUUUGUCUCCAGGGUGGUUGAGUCCCAAUGAGAUACGAUACCUUGAAGUCCGCCAACAGGCAUCCAGUGCACAUAGCAGUCACCACGAAGGUUUCAGCAAACGAAUACUUUGGAGCGUUCUGACCGACUGGAAGAUAUACCUUCUGAUCCUGGCCAAUUGGUCUAACGCAGUCCCGAACUACGCCCUGAAAUUCAAUAUGCCUGAAGUGAUCCAAUCCAUGGGUUACAAAUCAGCGAACGCGCAACUUCUGACCAUACCCCCAUAUGCAGUUGGAGCGCUAUCAGCGUAUGGCUUCUCGGUGUUCGCCGAUCGAUGUUCCUGGAGAAUGCCUUUCAUUCUAGUACCCCAGUGCUCACUGAUAGUCGCAUUCGCCAUCUUAUUCUCCAAAGCUGCCGAAAUCGAUGAUAACAUCGCGCUCUGCUACUUCGGCAUUUGCCUGGCCUGUUUUGGAAUGUACCCCAUCCUCCCAGGCGUCAACGCUUGGAACGUUUGCAACAUUCCAAAUCCCCAUAAGCGCGCUGUCGCCAUCGGGUAUCUUAUAUGUGUUGGCAAUGCCGGUGGUAUCAUUGGAAGCUACAUAUACAAAGCUGACGAGAAGCCACGGUAUCCCACUGGCUAUGGCACUUCGCUUGCCUUCACCGCCGCUGGAAUUAUAGCAACGCUGAGCUUGGAGUUCUUCUUGUGGAGUGCCAAUACGAGGAAUGCCAAGAUGUCGACAUCUGAGAUUGAGCUGAGUUAUACUGAGAAUCAGCUGCGCGAGAUGGAGGAGAGGAGUCCUCUUUUCAAAUAUACACUAUGA
Penicillium brevicompactum is the source of this 1497-nucleotide messenger RNA. Its product is annotated as putative MFS transporter. Gene Ontology annotation, cellular component: membrane. Gene Ontology annotation, molecular function: transmembrane transporter activity. Lineage: Eukaryota; Fungi; Ascomycota; Eurotiomycetes; Eurotiales; Aspergillaceae. The transcript is spliced from 7 exons. Gene Ontology annotation, biological process: transmembrane transport. Bases 1 to 1497 code for a protein of 498 amino acids. The record is from RefSeq and is a predicted model, not a curated record.